UACCAAUCUUUCAUCUAAUAUAAAUCUCCAAUCUUUCCUAGAAACCCACAAACAAUUACAUAUCUCUGAUCUAACUGGUUCAUCAUGGCUAGCCUAGCAGAUCAAGAAUCCAAACACCAUUACCCUCUGGAUGCUUCUUCUUACAGAAUCCUUGAAGAAAUCGGCUGCGGGAUGAGUGCUACAGUCUACAAAGCGGUUUGCACACCCAAGAACUCAACCAUUGUAGCAAUCAAAGCCAUUAAUCUAGACAAAUCGCCUCGCGAUUUGGAUUCAAUCCUCCAAGAGGCCAAAACCAUGUCUCUUCUUUCUCAUUCCAACAUCCUCAAAGCCCACUGCUCUUUCACAGUGGACCACCUGCUAUGGGUAAUCAUGCCCUUCAUGUCCGCCGGCUCUCUAGAGUCCAUCAUCUCCAGCUCGUUUCCAACUGGACUGCCGGAGCCCUGCAUUGCUGUUGUCCUUAAAGAAACCUUAAACGCUCUGUCUUAUCUCCAUAUCCAGGGACAUCUCCACAGGGACAUUAAGGCCGGAAACAUCCUCGUCGACUUUGACGGAUCGGUAAAACUGGCGGAUUUCGGUGUGUCCACAUCCAUUUACCGUAUGGGUUCGGCUUCUUCAUCCUCGCUUGCGAUCACAGACAUAGCCGGGACCCCUUAUUGGAUGGCGCCCGAGGUGAUUCACUCUCAUAAUGGGUAUUCUUUAAAGGCUGACAUCUGGUCAUUUGGAAUCACGGCUUUGGAAUUGGCGCAUGGUAGGCCGCCUCUCUCUAAUCUUCCACUGUCGAAGUCUCUGAUCAUGAAGAUCACCAAGAGGUUUCGAUUUUCAGAUUUAGAAAAGAGUGGGGAGAUUUCUAGUUCUGGUAAGAAGUUCUCAAAGUCGUUCAAGGAUCUUGUUGGGCAAUGUCUUGAUAAAGAUCCGGCAAAGAGACCGACCGCGGAGAAGUUGCUGAAGCAUUCUUUCUUCAGAAAUUGUAAAGGUACCAAUUAUCUUGUGAAGAACAUGCUGACCGGGUUGCCUAGUGUGGAAGACAGGUUUAAGCAAUUGAAACAUCAGAGAAUGAGAAUGGGGGGAUCAAUUAAAAGUAGUGAUGACAAUGAGGAAGAAGAGGAGAGGGAAAGGGAGGUUGGUCGGAAACAGAGGAGAAUUAGUGGGUGGAAUUUGAACGUGGAGGAUUUCGAGCUUAACCCUGUUUUUCCUGUUGAGACAGGUGAUGAGAGUGUGGUGAAACAAGUUCGAUUUGGUGGGGAAGAAACCGUAAUUAAGGAGAAAGGAGUAAUGGAAAGUAGUAGUGGAGCCUGGGAGGCAUCUGGUUCUGGUUCUGGUUCUGGUUCAGUAGAGGAGGAGGAGAAGAAGAACCCAGAGCCAGAGCAAGAGCAGGGGGUGGUUUCGGAGAAGUUGAAUCCUAGGGUAGUAAGAGAGUUAGUGUUGAACACACUUAAUGUUGUGAAAAAGAGCUUGGAUCUACAGAAUGAGUAUGUAAUUCAGUUGAUCCGAGCUCUGGGUGGAGGAGUGGAGGAGGAGGAAGAAGAAACAAGGGUGAUUAGAGAGAAAGUAUUGAUGAAGGAAGAACUACUUGAUGAUAUAGAGAAAAGAUUUGAUUUCGGCCAUUUAGCGAUGGAGUUGGCGGCGGUCAGGACGCAAAUACCCGAUCAAAAAUAUGAUUUCGAUAAAGAAUCAAGUAUAGAAUAAGUUCCUUAAUUAUAAUAUAUAUAUAUUAAUAAAAUGAGCUCGUAUUAAUUUGUUUUUGUAACAUAUAUGGUCAGGUUAUUUUAAUUUUAAAAUAUGUUUUUAGUGGGAUAAAUCACUUUAGCUUA
This is a messenger RNA of Impatiens glandulifera, 1811 nucleotides long. RefSeq names its product serine/threonine-protein kinase BLUS1. Bases 85 to 1686 code for a protein of 533 amino acids. The record is from RefSeq and is a predicted model, not a curated record. Gene Ontology annotation, molecular function: protein serine/threonine kinase activator activity; ATP binding; protein kinase activity. NCBI's taxonomy places the organism in Eukaryota, Viridiplantae, Streptophyta, Magnoliopsida, Ericales, Balsaminaceae. The transcript has a single exon. Gene Ontology annotation, biological process: protein phosphorylation.